CGAGGUAGUAGUGUAGCUCGAGAAGGUCUCUCGGGAGGCUGGAUUAGCCACAAGUUGUGGUGAACCAGGGUAAAAUCGGUGUGCCUCUUACUCUUCUCUUUACUUCUCGUUUAUUCAUUUUUUAUUCGCGCAAUUUUUGAUCAAACGCUAUUCACCCCCCCUCCAGCGUUAGUAUCUUAUUCUAACAAUUGGUAUCGGAGCCUAACUCGCGUCCAAACUUAACCGUUUGAGAGUAAAGCGAUCAUGGGCUCUUCUUCUAGAAAUCUCUAUGCAGGAAUUGGAGAAGGUCAAUCAACUUCUAGGCCACCACUCUUUGAUGGCACCAACUACUCUUAUUGGAAGGAACGGAUGAGAAUCUACAUUCGUUCCACCAACUUCCAAUUGUGGUUGGUGAUCAAAAAUGGCGAAGAAAUCCCUAUGAAGAAAGUGGGAGAAACCACGGUCCCAAAGACCAAAAACGAAUUUGAUGCCGAGGACAUCAAGAAGAUUGAAAACUAUGCAAAGGCCAUCAAUAUGCUAUAUUGCACGGUCAACCCCGAUGACUACCAAAAGAUCUCCUGUUGCACAACCGACAAGGAGAUGUGGGACAAGCUUGAAGUGACGUACGAAGGUACCGAUCAAGUUCGCGAAGCCAAGAUCGAUUUUCUCACCCAAGAGUACGAAAUGUUCCGGAUGAAAGAAGGUGAGAAAAUUGAUGACAUGUUCGACCGUUUUUCAAAGAUCAUCAACGACCUCCAUGCUCUCAAAAAGACUUACACCAACAAGGAUCUCGUGAGGAAAAUCCUGCGAAGCCUCACACCCGAAUGGAGGUCAAAAGCCGAUGCAAUCUAUGAAUCCAUUGGAGUCUCCAACGUCACCAUCGAUAGGCUAAGAGGUUGUAACGCCCCGAAAUCUGGCCCAAAAGAAUUAAUUAAAUUGUUAGAGCAAUUGAUUACGAAUUGGGCCCAAUAAGGGGUUAAAAUUAUAAUUUGGAUUCUAAGCCCAACUUUUAUGUCAUCUCGUAGGAAAUAUUUUUGUGAUCGCGUCGGUUCAGACGGCUCGCGAAUCGGAGUUAUGGAACUCAAGUUAUGACCAU
Molecule: messenger RNA, 1075 nt
Organism: Cuscuta campestris
Lineage: Eukaryota; Viridiplantae; Streptophyta; Magnoliopsida; Solanales; Convolvulaceae
Source: the annotation of a GenBank genome assembly